Molecule: messenger RNA, 1504 nt
Organism: Euleptes europaea (tarantolino)
Lineage: Eukaryota; Metazoa; Chordata; Lepidosauria; Squamata; Sphaerodactylidae
Gene: HSDL2
Product: hydroxysteroid dehydrogenase like 2
Exons: 11
Coding region: 42-1370 (442 amino acids)
Cellular component (GO): mitochondrion
Source: RefSeq, a predicted model, not a curated record
UGCUCCUUCGGACCUCCUUCCCCGCCCCUUCGGACUCGGCCAUGCUGCCCAACACAGGGAAGUUGAGAGGAUGCACUCUUUUUAUCACGGGUGCGAGCCGCGGCAUUGGAAAAGCAAUCGCCUUGAAGGCAGCAAAGGAUGGAGCGAACAUUGUGAUAGCUGCCAAGACGGGAGUGCCGCAUCGCACGCUCCCAGGAACCAUCUACACCGCUGCGGAAGAAAUUGAAGCAGCUGGAGGAAAGGCAUUACCGUGUAUUGUCAAUGUAAGAGAAGAAGAGCAAAUAAUUGAAGCUGUAAAUAAGGCUGUUCAGACAUAUGGAGGUAUCGAUGUUCUUGUGAACAACGCAAGUGCUAUCUCCUUGACUGGCACACUGGAAACGCCUACGAAGAAAGUGGACCUCAUGAUGAGUGCCAACACGAGAGGGACCUAUCUUACGUCUAAAAUAUGCCUUCCUUACUUGAGGAAGAGUAAAAUUGGUCAUAUUCUUAAUAUCAGCCCACCAAUAAACAUGAAUCCUGUCUGGUUCAGAAAUCACUGUGCCUAUACCAUUUCUAAAUACGGAAUGUCCAUGUGUGUGCUUGGAAUGGCUGAAGAAUUUAGAGGAGAAGUCGCAGUUAAUGCGUUGUGGCCUCAAACAGCGAUAUACACUUCUGCUAUGGAUAUGCUGGGAGGAGCUGGUGUGGAGAAGCAGUGUAGAAAAACGGACAUUCUUGCAGAUGCUGCAUAUUGCAUUUUAACAAAGCCUAAAAGCUUCACCGGGAAUUUUGUUAUCGAUGAAAAUUUGCUGAGAGAAGAAGGAAUUAAGAAUUUUGAUGUCUAUGCAGUUGCACCAGGUCACCCUUUGCUACCAGAUUUCUUUUUAGAUGUAGAUCCUGAAACGCUAGCGAUGAAAAUGGAAGCGCAUGGGGCUACUCCAGCAUUCAGAGAAGGAAAGAAGCCAGACAUGGCCAAGCACGAAGGUCCCGACAAAACCAAACCCGAAGGUCCUGAAAGAGGAAAGCAUCACGUGCACUUUGCAGCCAAGAGUUCAGGGGGGCCUGUGGUGGAAACGUUUAAAAUUAUAAAAGGAGCCAUCAACGAAGAAGUUGUAAAGUCGGUCCAAGGCGUUUAUCAGUUCGAAUUAACUGGUGAAGAAGGAGGAACGUGGUACAUUGACCUGAAAAACAAAGGGGGCAGUGCAGGAAGCGGAGAGCCACCUGGGAAAGUCGAUGUGAUCAUGAGCAUGUCCAGCAGUGACUUUGUGAAAAUGUUUUCAGGCAAACUAAAGCCAACCAUGGCUUUCAUGUCUGGAAAGCUGACCAUCAAGGGUGACAUGGCCUUAGCAAUCAAGCUGGAGAAACUGAUGGGCCAGUUCAACGCCAAACUGUGAUAACAUUAAAAUGGAAGGGGGUUGGUUUCAUGUGUCGCGUUGACCUUUCAAUAAACGUGCAACAGUUUGCUGUGGAAGGCGCUGAUGUUUGCUUUUGUCUAAUGCAUUAUGAUUUAAUUCCUAAUUUCCCUGAU